Messenger RNA from Salvia hispanica, 1071 nucleotides. The record is from RefSeq and is a predicted model, not a curated record. NCBI's taxonomy places the organism in Eukaryota, Viridiplantae, Streptophyta, Magnoliopsida, Lamiales, Lamiaceae.
AUGUGGAGCGAGACGAGUAGCGAAUGGAUCGGUGUCACCACGCUGCAAUCGGAUACCUGUGAUGAUUACGCGAAAUGUGGUGGAUUUGGAGUGUGUGAAUUUGGUCAAGUGCCGGUAUGUGGUUGUUUGAAAGGGUUUGAGCCUCGGGUGAGGGAGGAGUGGGAGCGGUUUGAUCGGUCGGGCGGAUGCAGUCGCAGCGUUGCGUUGAAUUGCAGCACAGAAGCAGGGUUCAGGAGGUUUUCGAGGGUGAAGGUUCCGGAUACUUCUACUAGCUCUGUGGUUGAGAAUGUGGGGAAUGAGGAGUGCGAGGCCGCGUGCUUGAGGGAGUGUUCGUGUGUGGCGUAUGCUCGGACGGAAGCUACCGGGUGUGUGGUUUGGUCGGGGGAGUUGUUGGAUAUCAGACUGUAUGGUGAGGGUGGACAGGAACUCUUUGUCAAGAUGCCUCUCUCUGAACUAGACUCGAAAAAUUCGAAGAGAGGCAUUGUGAUUGCAUCAGUAUCGCUGGCUGCAUUCGUAGUGGUGUUGGCACUCGUCCUCUGGGUAGGGCUGCGUAAGCGUAUCGCAAAGAAGAAAGCGGGUUUGGCGGAGCAGCAAAAUGAUGGUCCAAAUGAAGAUGAGAAUGCAAGAGUAGGAGAUGAUGAUGAUGAUGUUGAUUUGCCUCUAAUCGACUUUUUUACAAUAUCAGCUUCGACAAAUGAGUUCUCGUUUGCUAAUAAGAUCGGGGAAGGUGGUUUUGGGUCUGUUUACAAGGGCGUUCUAUCGAAUGGCCAAGAAAUAGCGGUCAAGAGACUGUCUCGAGACUCUGGACAAGGCCUACACGAAUUCAAGAACGAAGUGAUCUUGAUUACUAAACUGCAGCAUAGGAAUCUGGUUAGGCUAGUGGGAUGUUGCAUUCAUCAAGAUGAGAGAAUGCUGGUUUAUGAGUACAUGCCCAACAAGAGUUUGGACUUGUUCAUCUUUGGUCAGUCUCUUUACUAUGUAUUUGCUUUUCUCUUAGGAAUAUCCUCAAACUCCUUCAAUCUUCCUAGAUCAAAGAAAGGAUACAUCUCUAGAGUGGCCCCCACGCUAUGA